GUGCGCGACCGACGAUAAGACUUAGCUGCUCUCGGGUAGUUAAAGGCCGGUUCUGUGGUGCAGCGACAAGCUCAACCAGUAAUAUUUAGUAAUUUUAUCUCCUUCCGGUAAUCUACCUGUCCAUCAUCCUUGCUACGAGGAGACAACUUGACCAUUGGAAGUCGUCGUCGCCGUUGUUGAUCGAGUAAUUAAGUCACGCGAUCGUGAGAACUGUUGCUGAGUUGUCCUGUGAAAUUUAAUCAAUUCGUACUCCAGACAGGAUGUAUCGGGUGCUACGUAGGCAGUAUCACAGCACGAAAGGAGUUUUCGGGUUCAAACCGAAGCCGAGGGAGGAGUUUCAAUUGGACAAGCGCCUGUUGGAGGCACGAGCGCAGCAGAGCAACGCUUAUCGCUGGGUCGAAGCCUAUCGGAACCAUGCUCAUCGCAGUGCGGCCAUAAAUCCUGUCAGCUUUAAGAAAUCAUCCAACGAUACAAACGCAGCUGAGCUCCAAUACUCUCGAUAUGGACUCACGGCCAACGAUACCGUUAACUCCUACGGGAUCUUCAACUCCAAGGAACAUACUACGCUAUCGAUCGAACAGCUGCAAGAGCUUCUCGAGCAGGUGUACUGCGGAACCACCGGCAUCGAGCUGGCCUUCAUCGAGAACGAACACGAACGGGAGUGGCUUUCGGAAAAUUACGAAAAACUGUUCCACACCCCCCUAGAAACUCACGACCAGAAGAAAAUUGCCGAGCUCCUGCUCAAAUCGCAGGCCUUCGACAACUUUCUGGCUACCAAGUUCCCCACGGUGAAACGCUACGGUGGUGAGGGUGCCGAAAGCAUUAUGGCGUUCUACCGGCAGCUGUUUAUCUGUGCCAGUGAAAGGGAUUUGCGGAAUAUUGUCGUGGGGAUGCCGCAUCGUGGGAAGUUGAAUGUGCUGACGACGAUGUUCCAAACGAGGCCGGCGAAAAUUUUCCGCAAGUUCAAGGGCCUGCCGGAGUUUCCCGCCGAUGCGAAGGCCAUGUGUGACAUCGCUAGUCAUUUCCACACCUCAACCGACAUCACCGUCCGCGGAAAAACCAUCCACCUGAACAUGUUGCACAACCCUUCCCACUUGGAAGCAGUCAAUCCGGUUUCGAUGGGCAAAACCAGAUCCAAACAGCUAACCCUAAAAGAUGGCCCUUAUGACAACGAGCAACCCCAAGUCUCAAAGGCCCUAAACAUCCAACUCCACGGAGACGCAGCCUUCGCCGGCCAAGGUAUCAACCAGGAGUGCCUGAUGAUGGCCGAUGUACCGCACUUCGACGUGGGUGGGUCGAUUCAUAUGAUUGUUAAUAACCAGGUUGGUUUUACGACACCUGGUGAGCGGGGUCGAGGUUCUCGGUAUUCUUCGGAUCUUGCUAAAAGCAUCAUGGCUCCGGUGAUUCACGUUAAUGGGGAUGAUCCGGAAGCGCUUAGCAAGGUCACCCGGUUAGCGUUUGACUAUCAGCAGAAGUUUGGCAAAGAUAUUUUUAUCGAUUUGAACUGUUUCCGGCGAUGGGGUCACAACGAGCUGGAUGAUCCGACGUUUACCAAUCCUCUUUUGUACGAGGUUAUCCAUGGCCGAGGAUCGGUACCGGAUUUGUAUGCGAAGAAGUUGGUCGAAGCCGGAGUAAUGACUCAGGAUGAAGUAAGUGGAGUAGUUCAGAAGCACAUGGAUUUCCUGAAUUCGGAACUACAGAAUGUGAAUCACUACCAGCCGGAGAAGAGUUACUUCGAACAGCAGUGGAGCGGUUUGCAACAGGCAGGCAAUGAGGUAACCAUUUGGGAUACGGGCGUAGAUUACGGUUUGUUGGGACACAUCGCAAGAACCAGUGUCCAAUAUCCUUCGGACUUCGCGCUGCACCCUCAUCUGAAGAAACAUCACGUGGAAUCCAGGUUGAAGAAAGUAGCCGAUGCGACACGCAUCGAUUGGGCUACUGCUGAGACGAUGGCACUCGGAAGUUUGAUGUAUCAGGGAUUCAACGUACGUAUUAGCGGCGAAGACGUUGGCCGAGGAACGUUCUCUCAGCGUCACGCAAUGUUUGUCGAUCAGAAGACCAACGAAAUUUUCGUUCCGCUGAACGAACUGAAAGGAGGUGCCGGUGGAAAGCUGGAACUGGCUAACAGUAUUCUAUCGGAGGAAGCCGUCUUAGGGUUCGAAUACGGCAUGGCAAUCGACAACCCGAACAAUUUGAUAAUAUGGGAAGCCCAGUUUGGAGAUUUCUUCAACGGAGCCCAGAUCAUCAUCGAUACGUUCCUGGUCAGCGGAGAGACUAAAUGGAUGGUCUGCAACGGUUUGGUAAUGCUAUUGCCUCACGGUUUCGACGGAGCCGCCUCCGAGCACAGUUCUUGCCGAAUGGAGCGUUUCCUACAGAUGACCGAUUCCAAGGAAGCUAGCCCUGAUGGUGAUGACGUGAACUUCCAGAUCAUCAAUCCCUCAACGCCGGCACAGUAUUUCCACGCACUCCGUAGGCAGAUGAUACGCAACUUCCGGAAACCUCUGGUCGUAGUAGCCCCCAAAACGUUGCUCCGGCUGUCCGAAUGUGUCAGUACCCACGGCGAACUAGCUCCGGGCACGUUCUUCCAACCGGUGAUUGGCGAUAGCUUUGUCCAAGAUGCUAAGAAGGUUAAACGGGUGAUUCUGUGCAGUGGCAAGCAUUACUACAACUUGAACAACGAGCGGACGACUCGGAAUAUCGGAGAUGUUGCGAUCGUACGGGUAGAGUCGCUGUGUCCCUUCCCGGUGCACGAGAUCCGGGAGCAGCUGGACAAGUAUUCCAAUGCGAAGGAGUUCGUGUGGAGUCAGGAGGAGCAUCGCAACAUGGGAGCGUGGAGUUUCGUACAGCCUCGGUUCGAAAAUAUGUGCGGUAGAAGAAUCAAAUACCGUGGUCGAUACGAGGGGGCAACCGUUGCCGUCGGUGUCAGUUCCUGGCAUGCCAAGGAAGCGGAACAGGUCAUCAAAACUGCCUUUGAGUGAAUCCCUGGUGAAAACGAUGAAUUUUUAUUGUUGUUGUUAACUUGAUAAGAGAAAGGUUACCGGUUGGAUGCAUUUGUAAAUACUAAAAUUUGCUUCGUUUCAAACAGAGAAAAACAUAUUACAAGAUUAUGAUAAACUGA
This is a messenger RNA of Uranotaenia lowii, 3118 nucleotides long. RefSeq names its product probable 2-oxoglutarate dehydrogenase E1 component DHKTD1 homolog, mitochondrial. The coding region runs from base 261 to 2978 and encodes 905 amino acids. NCBI's taxonomy places the organism in Eukaryota, Metazoa, Arthropoda, Insecta, Diptera, Culicidae. The record is from RefSeq and is a predicted model, not a curated record. Gene Ontology annotation, molecular function: oxoglutarate dehydrogenase (succinyl-transferring) activity; thiamine pyrophosphate binding. Gene Ontology annotation, biological process: tricarboxylic acid cycle. The transcript has 5 exons.